UUCAAAGAUAUGUACGUUAAUGCAGAUGUUAAUUUUUCAAAAUAAAUAACACCUCUUCUAAGCCACUCUUUUCAUCAAAUCAAAAAUCAACAACAAGUAUAGUUUGCUACUCUUAAUUUGUGUCAUGGCAUCCGAAUCCUCUAGCCUCUCAGUCACUUCAAAUAAUCAUGUUGAUUCUUCCAAACCAAAAAACGUGGUGGACAAGAAGGAGAAUGAUUUUGUGAAGAUAUCGAAAGAGGAUUCGGUUGACGGGUCAAAGGUGCAAGAGCAUAAUUUUUUUAGCCCUAUUCAAGUUGGUGGUUCGUCGUAUCAUUCUCCUCAUACCGACAAUGAAAAGAAAGACGAGAAAACCAUUGAAGAAAAAAAUUUGGAGUCAAAGACAUCUUACUCAUGUAACUUUUGCAAAAGAGAGUUUUCUACUUUACAAGCGUUGGGAGGGCAUCAGAAUGCCCAUAAGGCAGAACGUGCUUUACAAAAGCAACGUGAACAAAGGUACGAAAAUGAUGCUUUAGGGUUAGGACAAACACACUUGAACCCUUAUUUUCGUUAUCCUAAUGCUCUUUAUUCACCUUAUGGAUCACUUGGUGUUCGAAUGGACUCAAUGAUUCAAAAACCAUCUUUAUUUAAUCCAAGGGUUACAACAAAUAAUUUUGCAUAUGGUCAUGGUGGUUUGUGUUUGCAAGAGACAUUAAACCCUUCUCUUGUUAGUUUGAGAAAUAAUAUGGAAGGUAGUAGCAGGAUUGAACUUCUAGGUCUUGGUGGUGCAACUUCUUCUAGGAUUGAAAAUGGUGCAACUAAUAAAAUUGCUGCUUUUCUAAAAUUUGGAGAGUCUUCUAAAGAUGUUGCCACAAGUUCAAACUCAAUCAUAGAGAAGAAUUUUUUUGUGGCUCCUGCUCCUAUCAAAGAUGAAAUUCAUCAACCAAAGUUCAACAUUGAAGAAGAACCUUCCGAUUCCGAAUCUUCUGGGCUUGAUUUGACACUUAAACUUUGAAUAAGCUUUUAUAUUUUGUUUCCAUAAUUUGAUUGCAAUGCUCUCUAUUUCAA
Vicia villosa (hairy vetch) is the source of this 1044-nucleotide messenger RNA. Its product is annotated as zinc finger protein ZAT5-like. NCBI's taxonomy places the organism in Eukaryota, Viridiplantae, Streptophyta, Magnoliopsida, Fabales, Fabaceae. The transcript has a single exon. The record is from RefSeq and is a predicted model, not a curated record. Bases 125 to 991 code for a protein of 288 amino acids. Gene Ontology annotation, biological process: negative regulation of abscisic acid-activated signaling pathway.